GAGGGAGGGCUCAGUCUGCUGCCCGCUGUUCCUGCUGACGGUGCACUGCCCAGCUGUUAUAACUUGGAAGGUGGUGUUGCCUCCCAGCUUCACCUCUCACACAGCGGCGAUGAACUGGCUCCAGUUGGUGUUGGUGUGUGCCACCGUGGCCGCCUCCAGGGCUGAUGGGGGAUAUGGCCCCCCACCUGGCCCCGUCUAUGGCUCUCCCCCUAUCCAGUCUUAUGGCCAUCCGCUCCCCGCCCCGAGCUACCACGCCGCUCCACCUAUAGCAGUUGCCGCCAUUCCUGUUUACAACGACUACGAUUACAAUGACGACGGUGGUAAAGGGAAGGGCGGCGGCUUUGGAAACUUUGUGAAGGGUCUCCAGAAGGGUCUGUCGAUCUUCGGGGGUGGAGGUAAGGGAGGGGGUAAAGGAGGAGGUAAAGGAGGAGGCAGCAGCCGCCCCGUCAUCACCGUGCCCGUGCCAACUCCAGUACAUUACAGGGCACCACCACCCCCUAAACCCAUCCCCAUCAGAGUGAACGUGCCCAAGUGUGACCCUCUCACCCACUACGUCACCAACUUCAUCACGGAGGAAUACCCGGUACCAGUGCCUCACACAGAGUUCGUGGAGCAUGUGGUGCCGACGGUGGUGCUCCAAACCCAGUAUGAUCGUCAAGUGGUGACCUCUUACGUGACCAAUGUGGUGACUGACCUAAGAACUGUCACCUAUACCGAGUCCAUCGUUGUCCCCAAAGUCAGAUACGUUACUCAGACCACCACGUAUUUCGUCACCAACAACGUGUACCAGUCCACCACAGAAGUGAACUACACGCCCGUGCCGAGGACAGUGGUGUCCACCUACACAGUUACCGCCACCAGUGUGGCCACCGUUCCACAAAUCAGCGUCAAGACCGUCGACCACUCCAUUUACCUCACCCCUACAGAUUUCGUCACCGUCACUGAGCAUGAAGUGAUCCCUUCCCUGGUGUUCGAGACAACAGUCGACUACGUCACUGUAGUGGAAACAAAGCGCGUGCCUGAGUACAUCACGGAGUACGGCCCUCCCCAGAUCAUCACCACCACGGUGUUCAACUACGCCACCACGUCUGUGUACGCUGAGCCGCCUCCACCACAGGUUAAGUAUGAUCACGUCACCAUCACCCAGCAGGUCAAGGAACAUGUGCCAACAUUCAUCACACACACACAGUACGUCACCACGACAGUCGUCAACCAGAAUUACGUCACAGAAAAUCCCGUCACGAGUUAUAUUCCUGAUUUGCAUUACGUGACGGAGACAGUGAAGGAAUACGUGACGGUAACUCCAGUUUGUCCUGGAGGCUACGGCGCCAACAAACCCGCAGUAACCCUGGGCGCGGCGCUACGGCCAGAUGCAGGUGUUGCUCCGCCGGGCUAUCAGGCUCUCGUGUCUCCGGCACCACAGUUCUUCGACUCUCAGAACUAUGGCUGAGAGCAGCUGGGUGAACCUGACCCAACACAGGUCCCUCCACCGCUCUCACACACUGGGUAAGUUCCUCGGAGAAAAACAGAUACCGGUAAUUAAUGUGUUAACGACCUAACACUCACUCGGUCAUUGGUAAUAAACUUUCAAGCUGCAGUUUCACAUUAUGAAAAAAUUGCGAGAAAAGUGUUACAUUAACAUUUAGUUUAAUACCCAUGGCGAUAAAGGCAGAACUUUUUCUUUGCUAUAAUUUCUUCGUUUUGUUAUUGUUAUGCAUGUUAAAUUGUACCUUGGUCAAGCUGGCUACUUCCUGUUCACACCUGUACAUCAUCCCCUCGUCACACCGAGUGCUGCCUUACGUAUCUCAUCAUCACGGCAACAAUAUUUUCCUUUUUCACUUUAAACAAAAUCUGAUUCAUCCUUAAAAGCAUCGCUAAUUUUCCCGAAAUAAGUCAACCUCAUAUUUAUUUCCCCCAAUUCUUAUAAAUUCGCCAAAUUUCAAUGUAAAAUUUCCCCUAUUAUAUUAUGAGUGAACCAGACACAUGCAGUCGCUAUUGGUAAUGUCGAAACAAAAACCAAACACGGUGUAGCACUUCAGGAACAAAAGCUCAACCAUUGAAGAUAAUUAUGUGUUAGAAGACCAGGUAGACAGUGUACAUAUUAGUGUUAAGUUCGUGCUAUAAGAAUGACCUAUGUUGUUUUAUAUUUUCUCUGGAACAGCCCUCAUAUCUAGUCUAUUUUUUUUAGUUUUAUGACAAGUAGUUUUAUUUUUAACUCAUACACACAAAAAAAUAUUAUUCCAAAUUGUCAAAAUAUCUUACUGGUAUAUACUUGUGUUUAAGAGUAUUAGACCAAAAUAAUUUAAUAUAUCUUUUUGAGACUUUUUUUUUACAGGAUUAUGUGGUAAAAAAAACAUUGCUCAGUGAAUUUAAUGUCCAUUUAUCAGGUGCAUAAUAAUUAAAUAUAAAUGAAAA
Molecule: messenger RNA, 2415 nt
Organism: Homarus americanus (American lobster)
Lineage: Eukaryota; Metazoa; Arthropoda; Malacostraca; Decapoda; Nephropidae
Exons: 5
Coding region: 110-1450 (446 amino acids)
Source: RefSeq, a predicted model, not a curated record